CCCGCGCGGGCCGCGGGCGCCGCUCCCGCCUCUUACCGCGGAGCGCGCGGCGCCGCCCGGCAGCGGAAGGCGGCGGGGCCCGGCCGGCGGCACUUCCGGGGCGGUGCCGGAAGCGGCGGCGGCUGUGGAGGGGCCGCCAUGGUCUGCGACAAGUGUGAGAAGAAGCUUGGAACGGUGAUCACUCCUGAUACAUGGAAAGAUGGUGCAAGAAACACUACAGAAAGCGGUGGUCGUAAAUUAAAUGAAAACAAGGCAUUGACCUCAAAGAAGGCAAGGUUUGAUCCUUAUGGCAAGAACAAAUUUGCAAUAUGUCGGAUUUGUAAGAGUUCUGUCCACCAGCCAGGGUCCCACUAUUGUCAAGGAUGUGCCUAUAAAAAAGGCAUCUGCUCAAUGUGUGGCAAGAAGGUCUUGGAUACGAAGAACUACAAGCAAACAUCUGUCUAAUUGUGCUGACUAGUCUUUUUAUGAACUUUACCUUCUGUGUCUUUGUACAGUAACUUUUCUCUAAAAUGAUUUGUGAAUAUUACUUUCUGGAAGAUAGUACUUGGAAUGAGAGGUAAAGACAGCCUGCUUGCCUAAAAUGUACAUAAUGUUUGAUUAUUGUUGUUUUAGCACUAAUAUUAACUGGUAUUUAAAGGUAAUGGCUUUUAGCAACUGUUAGAGUCCAAAGGGAAGAAGAUCCAAUGGGUUGAAACUAGAUUACCAUCAGAACAGAGAUUUUGAGAUGAAUACUUUUUUUUUUCCCUAUCUCAAGUCUUCUGCUUGUCUCAUGGUAAUAUUUUGUAGAUGUAUAAAAUACGAACUUGCAUCAACUCAUUAAAGUAUCUUCAUUUAGUUGUAUGCCUAUAAGUAUUUAUAAUUAUUCUCAUCCCAAACUGUUAUGACCUUGCUCUUCAGAUUUUAGUGCAAUUGUCCUUUUGUAUUUUGUUUCUGCCUACAGUAUGGUUGGUUAAAUCACAAAUUUUUAAGCUAGUGAAAUCUGGUGUGUUGCCCUGCCAGUUCUUUCUUUGGCAUUGUUAUGGUUUAGCCCCAGCCAGCAACCAAGUCUCACUGCCGCUCCCUCACUCCCACACCAUCAGGACUGGGGAGAGAAUUAGAAGGGGAAAAGCCUGAAAACGUGGGAUAAAGACAGUUGAAUAGGGAAAGGGAAUUAGUUCACUACUUCCCAUGGGCAGGCAGGUGUUCAGCCAUCUUCAGGAGAGCAGGGCCCCAUCCCCCAUUAUGGUUUCUUGGGAAGACAAACUGAUCACUCAGAAUGUCCCCCCUUUCUCCUCUUCCUCCCACUUUAUACACUGAGCAUGGUGUCAGAUGGUCUGGAAUAUCCCUUUGGUCCAUUGGGGUCACCUGUCCUGGCUGUAUCUCCUCCCAGCCUCCCAGACAGCCCCAGCUUCCUUCCCAUUGUGGCAGUGCAAAAGGCAGAAAAGGCCUUGGCUCUGUGUAAGCCUGCUCAGCAAUAACAAAAACAUCUCUGUAUUAUCAACUCUGUGUUCAGCACAAAUCCAGAACACAGCCCCAAUAACCCACUAACAGUGAAGGAAACGAGCUCCACCCCAUCCAAAACCAGCACAGGCUUUAGGACUGAUCAGCUAUUCCCUUGUUAGCCUCCAAGGAGACUUUACAUAUGGUAUCAGGUGGCCCAAGGCAAUAAAAUAAUGAGCAUCAAUUUCUAAAUAUCUCAGUCAUAUAAUAUUCUAAGGUAGUCUGUCUUUUAAAUACUGGGGUUGAGUUCUGUGAUGUAAUUGCUUAUAUACAUGUCAAAUUUAAAAGAUCAAAGCAGGCUCCCUGCUUCUCAGCUCUGGUUUGAUACAAGGAGUCAGUCUCUGAACAUGAGAGGCUGACUGUGGCUCUGCAAUGCUUUUGUCUUUUGCUUAGUUUCUGUAUAUUGAAGCAAUUCCUGUUAUGGAGCAUAAUAAUUGCUCCUUUGCAUAUAUUUUAAGAAAAAGGAUUAUUCAUUCUUAAUUCAUGGUUAUUUUUUAAUUCAUUCUUAAUUUAGGGCAAAUAAUUAUUAAUUCUUAAUGCAUGGUGAAGUUUUUACUAGACCUAUUUAAGUGUUUACUCCCCUGCAAUCUCCUCUUGGCAAUUUCAUGCUUCUGCAACUGUCUUUCAACUGUAACAGAAAAGCUAUCAAUGGGAAUUUCCCUAUGAACAGAUUCUGUUCUGGGUUUCCUUUUGUUCUCAUAUUAUUACAGAGGAAAGUACAUGACUAAUGGAAACUGAAAAAAAAUUUGCUGUUCUUUCUGUAGGGCAAAAUGAAGAACACUGGGCUUAUUAUUAUCUUCUUUGUUGUUGCCUUCCUGCCAUGCAGUAGUUGUGCUACAAGUAGCCCUCUAAAGGGGAUUGUCUGAUAUUUCCUGUCAUCCUUAUCUAUCAAUUUUUGAGCAUUUAUCACCAAAGUUUCUCAUUCAAAUAUGUUGGCCUCCUGCAGUUGCUAAAGAGGUAAUUAUUUUUGGCAUUUUAUGUUUGCUGAGAAGCUUUGUCAGGUUAAUGGAAUGAGCUGGGCCUCCCCAAAGAGAGGAAUGCUCUCUUUGCAUUGCAAAAGCUUCUCCUACUGUAACAACUGCAUGGAGGUACAUGGAUUAGCUAGCUGGUGAUAACUUGCUGUUGGCCACUUGUUUCCAAGCACAGCAAGGAAUUCCCAUAUUAGUGUAUAUCUCUAUGACACAUUCUUUAUAUGGGUGAGAAGAAAAUCUGUAUGAAUGAAAAUCUGAAUGUCGGUAAUUGGCUUCAAGCUUCGCAGCAAAUCUUGUCAGCAGUGUGUGUGACAAUUUCAGGUGGCAGGUUCUCCAAUAAUCCUUGAACUCUUCACCCUUUAUGGAUAUGUGCUGUAGGAUUGAUUGAUUUUUGCUAUUCUGUGAAUAAAACUUCUCUUCCUAAAA
Molecule: messenger RNA, 2876 nt
Organism: Haemorhous mexicanus (house finch)
Lineage: Eukaryota; Metazoa; Chordata; Aves; Passeriformes; Fringillidae
Gene: CRIPT
Product: CXXC repeat containing interactor of PDZ3 domain
Exons: 5
Coding region: 139-444 (101 amino acids)
Biological process (GO): cytoplasmic microtubule organization
Cellular component (GO): dendrite
Molecular function (GO): PDZ domain binding; microtubule binding
Source: RefSeq, a predicted model, not a curated record